AUGCCAGGGGAUGUCCAUGUCUACGUCCUGGGUCUGGCACCAGGGCCCGCGUAUUGCCGAGUCCGUCGUCAGUUCCUCGCCCCUGGUGUCGGGAUGGAGCAGCGUUUGUAUCGCAUUGUGGAGGACUUUGCAAGGUUCUUUGCUUCGGCGUGGAACAAUAGGCCAGCCGUUGAGCAGCCUCCCGGCUUGCUCGAAGAGUAUUACGAGUUUCUUGACCAAGUUUCUCAGCGUUUGCCUCUGUCUGAACGGUUGCUUGCUAAGGUAGACGAGGUCCGGCAGGGACUCCCGCUUCUCUUCAGGCCCGGCUACCCCGUGGUUGUCCAACAUGACGACCUCUUGGAGAACAACAUCCAUGUGGAUGAGGCCACAGGCCGGGUCACAGGAAUCGUCGAUUGGGCUGAUGCCAUCAUUGCGCCAUUUGGGGUUUCUAUCGCCGGCCUCGAGACUGUGCUUGGCGUUCAGACCCUGACUAGUUGGCACCUCCAUGCUAGUCAUUACAGCAUCCGGCAGCGUUUCUGGGAGACUUUUUACGGUGAGAUCGGAGACAUUUCGGAAGAGGACCGGCGCUCAAUCGAAGUCGCGCGGCUGUUUGGACUCUUUUGGACGCAUGGCUUUGAUGAAAAAGUUAGGGCAAUCGCUGCGCUCGAGGCGUUAUGCCCCCUUUAG
Molecule: messenger RNA, 666 nt
Organism: Scedosporium apiospermum
Lineage: Eukaryota; Fungi; Ascomycota; Sordariomycetes; Microascales; Microascaceae
Exons: 2
Coding region: 1-666 (221 amino acids)
Source: RefSeq, a predicted model, not a curated record